AAAUGGCUGCCCAAACAUCCAAGGUUGUGCUGUCACUGGACGCUAAAGAUGUGAACUCAAUCAAAGAUGGCGUGAACUUCAAGAAAAACCCCAAUGAUGGGAAAUGUUACAUCAUAUUCAAGAGCAGUGAUGGCUUCAAAGCAUGCAAAAAUCAGUGCAAACAUCAAGGGGGGCUGUUUAUCAAGGACAUAGAAGACCUGGAUGGCAGGACAGUUAAAUGCACCAAGCAUAACUGGAAAUUAAACGUCUCAUCAAUGAAAUAUGUGAACCCGCCUGACAGCUUCCUUCAGGAGGAACUUGAGGUUGAACUCUUAGAUGAUGGUGGGAUGCAGCUAGUGGAGCUGAACCCCAUUGAUCCGUGGCUAACUGAUCCCAGAGAGUGUCAGGAGCUUCAGCCAGGAGAAGUAAAAAUAACAUAUUUCACCCACGCCUGCAUGGAGCUGCAAUUUGGUCAGAAGCGCUUCCUGUUCGAUCCAUGGCUGAGGGGCCCUGCCUUCGCCCGAGGCUGGUGGCUUCUUCACGAGCCCCCGGCAGACUGCCUGGAUAGACUCUGUGCAGCCGAUCUCAUCUACAUCAGCCACUUGCACUCUGACCACCUGAGGUACACACUCUAAUGCUGCUGCUGUUUAACUAA
Molecule: messenger RNA, 634 nt
Organism: Cyprinodon variegatus (sheepshead minnow)
Lineage: Eukaryota; Metazoa; Chordata; Actinopteri; Cyprinodontiformes; Cyprinodontidae
Product: cytidine monophosphate-N-acetylneuraminic acid hydroxylase-like
Exons: 4
Coding region: 3-614 (203 amino acids)
Molecular function (GO): 2 iron, 2 sulfur cluster binding
Source: RefSeq, a predicted model, not a curated record